Messenger RNA from Dentiscutata erythropus, 325 nucleotides. Lineage: Eukaryota; Fungi; Glomeromycota; Glomeromycetes; Diversisporales; Gigasporaceae. The record is from the annotation of a GenBank genome assembly.
AUGGAAGACACGAAAAAGCGCAAAGACUGCUUGAUAACUAUAAGAAGGCAAACGAGCCACAAAACUAAUGUUGAGGCACAAGCGACCUCCGAGACCAUCUGGUGGGAUGAAAAUAUUUUUAAAUCUGCCAGAAUUUCUCAUCCAGAUCGUCAACUGGCAAAAGAAUGGGAAAAAUACCAUGAAAAUGAAUCUGCAAUCCACCUCCACAAUCCAACAUUUACAGAUAUUGGCGUUAUGUAUGGUGUAGCUGGGACGAGGGAUUUACUAGGAUCAUAUUCCGUUUUGCAGCUUGGAAUUCAUAAUAAAGGCAGUGAAUGCAGGCAAG